Molecule: messenger RNA, 3424 nt
Organism: Ceutorhynchus assimilis (cabbage seed weevil)
Lineage: Eukaryota; Metazoa; Arthropoda; Insecta; Coleoptera; Curculionidae
Source: the annotation of a GenBank genome assembly
CUGUUUUUGGUGUAUUGGGAUCCCCUUCUCGCAUCAAAGUCCAAUUCCCAUCCAUCUGUUCCGUGGCCUGCAAAUAGUACCGGCCGUCGGUCCACAUACAAGCCUCCCGGGCGGUAACUAUAGCAGUACCGGCGGAACCAUCAAAACCCGAUACAAAGCCCCUUAAUUUAUCACAGUCAGCCAAAUAUUCACUGUUGUGAGAAUCCGCUGAAGGCACAAUGUAGGCAGCCAGAGGCUCCGGAGUGUGGACUUUGGACAGCAUCAGAGCCCUAAGCUGUUUCAAUAGGGCUGUUGUCGAUUUGGGGCCCGGCAUAAUUAGACUUGACAAUAAAAUAUUAUUGAAUUUCUAAUAUUGGAAAAUGACACGUACUUACCUUUGUGGUGAUUUUAUUUAAACAAAAAAAAAAAAAAGAGGAUUAUUUGAUUUUAGUAAUCACAAGAGUGCAUUAUCUUAUCUUGAUUUUGAUUAAUAAAAAAUUAUUAAAAAAAUAGAAAUUAUUUUGGUUUUGACAAGGCAAAGGCAGGUAAAUUUGAGGUUAUGUUUAUGUAUACAGAUGGUCGCCAUAUUGGGCGCUUUCUUUUAUUUAGCGAUGACAAGUCUAUCUUUGUCUAGUUCAUAGAAAAUCGGGAUGGCUGUCUCAUAAUGCUGUCAGUAGAUGGAUACAUUACUGAAUAAAAGAUUACGUCCAUUGUUUCGAUUUUAAUAGCGAUAUCCAUUUGUAAAAUCAACGCAAAAUAAAGUAUCCUUAUCCUUAUAUUUUACAUGCUUUUAGAAAAAGAUGUGGAUACAUUCAGUGCGCACUAAUUUACAAAUAGCCUCCCAUCGACAAAAAAAAAAAACUGGCAACACUGUCCUAAAUUGUCACUGUCAAGUGUCAAGAAAACAUUUUAUAAACAAAAAUGUAUAAAACACAAAAAUAAUCUAAUUAAAUUUUCACUUUUUCCAAUAAAAUCCAAUUAAUAAUGGAUUGAAAAAAACAAUGAAGAAUUCGAAGUCGGUAUCGGUGCAAGUGCUCGACAGCGACAUCGCCCUACUGUUGCCCAAUGGUGUCUACGAAAUCAAGCAAAUGGAUUCAAAGUCCUCGUCUUCCAACAGAUUGAAGCAAAUUUGCCUUUUUUGUUUGGCCCUUUGCCUGUUUGGAAUCUUUGGUUUUGGAUAUUUUUGUCCAGAGAAGGUCUGUGCACUAUCUUCGAAAGACCUGCCGCCUUCGAUAAAAGACAGCUUGGGCAAACCGUUGCUAUUGGAAAGCAACAAAAUAGGGCUGAGCUAUGACGACAUGUUAAAUGACGAUUUCGCUUUUGAUAUGGACUCACAUGAUGUCAUGGUGUUUUUGCACAUGCAAAAAACAGGUGGUACAUCGUUUGGAAAACACCUGGUACACGAUUUGGACUUGAAACGCCCCUGCAAGUGCCCUUUAACCCGAAAAAGGUGCUAUUGUUUCCGGCCUCAUUCCAAUCAAAGUUGGCUGUUUAGCCGGUACACGACCGGCUGGAAGUGCGGACUGCACGCUGAUUGGACCGAGUUGACCGGAUGCGUCGACGAAAAAUUAGACGAACUUGAAGAUGUUGUCAAAAGACGCUACUUUUAUAUUACUUUAUUGAGAGAGCCAGUAUCCAGGUACUUAUCGGAAUUUCGUCACGUGCAACGCGGCGCCACCUGGAAAGGGGCGCGGCACUUUUGCAAAGGGCGCAGCGCCACUUUGGAAGAGGUGCCGCCGUGUUACGACGGCGAAAACUGGGAGGGGGUGGAGCUUAACGACUUUAUCAAUUGCGACGGUAAUCUGGCUGCCAAUAGGCAAACGAGGAUGUUGGCAGAUUUGGAAUUAGUUGGUUGUUAUGACAAGUCAUACAUGUCAAAAUCGGACAGGGACCGUAUAAUGCUGGCCAGCGCCAAAAAGAAUCUCCAAUCGAUGGCCUUUUUCGGUCUCACCGAGCUUCAAAAAAUCUCCCAAUACAUUUUCGAGGAAACUUUUAAUCUGCGCUUCGCCAUACCCUUUGAGCAAAACAACUCGACAGUUUCCAGCUCUACUUUGACAACUUUGACUGCUGAGCAAUCAGCCAAAAUUGCUGAACUGAACAGUUUGGAUAUUGCGUUGUAUAAUUUUGCUAAAAAGCUGUUGCUGGCCAGGUUUGAGAAGCUGAAAUCGCGGGAUGGGGAUUUUGAGGAAAGGUUUGAGCAUUUAGGGGUGCUGAAUGGGAAAAACAACCCCACUGGGUUUGAUUGGGAUAAAAUCGAUGAUGCAAACGAAGACAGAAAAUGACACAGGGCCAAAAAAACGGUGUGAGUCAAACAAAGAUAGAAAAUGUGUGGAUUGGAUAAAAGUGACAGUUAUAAAUGUCAAACUUGUUUUGACACUUUCCUUGCUACAGUGCUGCCAUAAUUAAAAUGUUAUAGACACGUUAUUUUAAUUUAGGUUUGAAUAAUUGGGUUAUUAUUGACAAAUUUAACCACAUAAUAAUACUCAUUUCUCAUUGUCAAUAAUGGUUCAUAGUUACGUUUUUUUUUUGUGCCAUCUAGAGAGGAAGAAUCUGAGACUAAACGAACAAGAAUACAAUGUUGUCAGAUUUAGUCAAUCUUUCUCAACAUCAAAUUAUUGGAAUUAUUAUAUUAUUAAUAUUAGGUUGACUGAUUUGAUUUUUACCAUAAAGUGUUUCUUUUUAUAAUUUUUAAAAAAGGACAAAGAUAUUAUCAAAAACGAAGACACUAUGUUAGUUAACAAAUACCUCAAUAAUUAGCUAACAGGAACUUAUAUUUUAAUGACUUAUUGUAGACGAUAUUAUUGAUUUUUCUGCAAUUUUAAAAUGUUUUAAAUUAAAACGAAUUAGUUUUGUACAUAAUAUAAUAGUAAUGUAUAGUAGGAUUAAGGAAUAGACAUCUGGUGGACAAUAACAUCAUUUAAGGGUUAGUUUUUUUGCACUAAAAGUGGAACGAGUAAAAAUUAUAAUUUUUUAAAAUUUAUAAACAUAUUUAGGGUGUUGAAUAAUAACUGUAUCUGUAUGAUUAAAGGUGGAUUUACAUGUAUCCAGUAGUCUCAUUGGCGUUUCAGUUCUAAUUCAGCUACACUAGAUACGUGUAGAUCAACUUUAAUAUCUGGUACAUUAUUUUUAUUCAAAUUAAUGUUAGGAAAUGUUGCAGCUAUUUUUUAGUUGGCACACCUGAAUUUUUAUAUUUUUGACUGAUAUGAACGGUUGCUUUUGAUGUUUUACCCAAUGUAAUUAAUUAUUGAAUUUCUAUAGAUAUGAACCUUAUACCAAAGAAUUUUUAAUUAUUUUAGUGCAAUUUUUUUAAAAUUUUAAUAUAAAUGUGUGUAUUUCUUAUAAGAGCUUGACAAUCCCUGAUUUUUGUACUUUUGUCAAUAUAGAAUCGUUUUUAUUGUAAUAGUAAUUUUAAAUGUUGAAAAGCGAAUAAAUGAUAUUUGAAUUU